This is a messenger RNA of Hevea brasiliensis (rubber tree), 1906 nucleotides long. Its product is annotated as probable beta-1,4-xylosyltransferase IRX10L. The coding region runs from base 612 to 1637 and encodes 341 amino acids. The record is from RefSeq and is a predicted model, not a curated record. NCBI's taxonomy places the organism in Eukaryota, Viridiplantae, Streptophyta, Magnoliopsida, Malpighiales, Euphorbiaceae. Gene Ontology annotation, molecular function: 1,4-beta-D-xylan synthase activity; glucuronoxylan glucuronosyltransferase activity. The transcript has 4 exons. Gene Ontology annotation, biological process: plant-type secondary cell wall biogenesis; glucuronoxylan biosynthetic process.
UGGCCGAAAAAAUAAAGAAAUUUGGGGAGCAGGUUGAAGGUUGAACAACAGCGCAGCUGGGAUCUGGUAAUGAGGUGGACUUUCCAUCAAACCAACCCAAAGAUUAUGAACGGCGCCCACUAUAUUGCCAUUAUAAGAAACAACAUAAGAGACUUCUUCAAGCAAAUUUGCUUGGCCUUCUCUGUCAAUCUCUCUUCAUUAAAGAAACUCAUUCCUUGCAUUUCUAACAAAACCACGUAACAACUUUUUUUCGUGACAUUUCAACUGUCUUUCGCAGCUAAAAAUCCUCAUUCUAUGCUCAUAUUACCUGUUUCUUUGUCAGAUUUCUCUUCAUUGUUUUUCCUUUUCUUUCGUGCUUCAUAGGAGUAAAGGAAAAAGAAAGAAAGAAUGGAGAUUUGGAAGUGGGUUUUUGUUGGGAUUCUUUGCUAUGCUGCCUUUGCAUCGACUGUUGGUGCUGUGAAGCUGGGCAGGAGUCAACCCACUGAGAGGAUUUCAGUGCUGGUGAUGUUUUAGAAGAUGAUCCUGUUGGAAGACUUAAAGUUUUUGUUUAUGAACUUCCAAGCAAAUACAACAAGAAGAUUCUGCAAAAGGAUCCAAGAUGCCUCACUCACAUGUUUGCUGCUGAGAUCUUUAUGCAUCGGUUUCUCUUAUCUAGUCCUGUUAGAACGCUUAAUCCUGAGGAAGCUGAUUGGUUUUAUACCCCUGUAUACACCACUUGUGACUUGACACCAAAUGGCCUCCCUUUGCCUUUUAAAUCGCCAAGAAUGAUGAGAAGUGCUAUCCAGCUUAUUUCUUCAAACUGGCCUUAUUGGAACCGGACUGAAGGUGCUGAUCACUUUUUUGUUGUGCCCCAUGACUUUGGAGCAUGCUUCCAUUAUCUAGAAGAGAAGGCCAUCGAAAGAGGAAUUCUACACUUGCUCCAACGUGCUACCUUGGUGCAAACUUUUGGACAACGUAAUCAUGUUUGCUUAAAAGAGGGCGCAAUAACUGUUCCUCCCUAUGCCCCUCCUCAAAAAAUGCAAGCCCACCUUAUUCCUGGGAAAACUCCUAGGUCUAUCUUUGUCUACUUCAGAGGGUUGUUCUAUGAUGUGGGAAAUGACCCAGAAGGUGGCUAUUAUGCAAGAGGUGCACGAGCGGCAGUGUGGGAGAACUUUAAGGACAAUCCACUUUUUGACAUAUCCACAGAGCACCCAACUACAUACUAUGAAGACAUGCAACGAGCUGUGUUUUGUUUGUGUCCACUUGGCUGGGCCCCAUGGAGUCCGAGAUUGGUUGAAGCAGUUAUAUUUGGUUGCAUUCCCGUCAUCAUAGCAGAUGACAUUGUUUUACCCUUUGCCGAUGCAAUUCCAUGGGAAGAAAUUGGGGUUUUUGUAGAUGAGAAAGAUGUGCCCAACUUGGACACCAUUCUAACUUCAAUCCCACCUGAAGUAAUACUGAGGAAGCAGAGAUUGCUUGCAAACCCUUCAAUGAAGCAGGCAAUGCUAUUCCCACAACCUGCUCAACCAGGAGAUGCUUUCCAUCAAGUUCUGAAUGGACUUGCACGUAAACUGCCACAUGACAAAAGUAUUUACUUGAAGCCAGGUGAGAAGAUCUUGAACUGGACUGCAGGUCCUGUUGGUGACCUGAAACCUUGGUAGCAGCAGUAACAUCACAUUUCUUUUAAGAAAUUCUAAGCAUUCAUUCCCUUAGCCCAGCCAGCAGGGCUUCUCAAAAGUGUGAAUCUUGAUUUUGCCACUGUUGGAUUACGCGUUGGAUUUUGCAGUUUUGGGGAAUAGAAUUUGGAUGUUGCUGAGUUGUAGCUUUUUUUAUUUUUUUUAUCCUUUUCUUUUUAUGUAUAGGGACAUUUUAUCAGGACUGUUCUUUGUUUCAAUUAUUAGAGUUAUUUGCCAGAGAGCUUUAUUGCUAA